Molecule: messenger RNA, 1557 nt
Organism: Monoraphidium neglectum
Lineage: Eukaryota; Viridiplantae; Chlorophyta; Chlorophyceae; Sphaeropleales; Selenastraceae
Exons: 4
Coding region: 1-1557 (518 amino acids)
Molecular function (GO): DNA binding
Source: RefSeq, a predicted model, not a curated record
AUGCCCAAAAAUCGUCCACCGCCGGAAAUGAAAGCCGCAGGUCCCGAAUGGGAGCACUGGAAACACGUCAUCACGGGCCGCGAGCUGCAGCGGACAGUGGGGGGGCGCGACGAAGUCGGCACGGUGCUGGCGGAGUUCAAUGCCAUGGCUACCCUGACGCCGCCCGGCGACAACCAGAGCCGCUUCACGGUGGCCUGGCGGGACGCCGCCGGCCGCUGGCGGUACCCUGAUUACUACAACCUGCGGGAGGGGGACACGGCCAGCUGGGCGCAGCUGCGCGGCAUGAUGCGGGACGGGUUUGUGGACCACCCCAGGCUACCGCAUGAGAUACGGCAACUGGCGCUGCCGCUGCAGGAGAACGGCUGGCACCCGCUGCCAGAGCAGCAGCAGGACGAGCAGCGCGCGCGCGGAGAGGAGGCCCUGGCCGCCCUUGGAGGCGGCGGCUCCCUGCCCGGCAACCCCUUGAACAAGAAGCGGGAGGGCCGGGCCGACGGCGCGGCGGCCGCCGGCGGCCCGGCUGCGUCGACGCCGCCGGCGCCGGCGCAGUCUGCGCCAGAGGACGGCGGGGCGGCGCGCAGCGGCAGCAAGGGGACCGGCCAGGGCGCGGUGGCCGGAAAGAGGCGGGGCCGAGAGGCGGAGGAGGAGGAGGGGGAGGAGGAGGAGGAGGAGGAGGUUGUUGUGGUGGUGGAUGGUGAUGAUGAGGAGGGACCGCAGGGCCGGGUAGCUGCCGAGAAGGGGGAGGAGGACGAGGCUGCGGCGGCGGCGGUGGAGGGCGGAAAGCAGCAGCGGCGAGCGCCGGCAUUGGAGCAGCCGCCCGCGAAGCGGCGCCGCGGCCGUCCGCGCAAGCUCGUGCCCGUGGCGGGGGUCGCGGCGGCGGCCCCAAGCGAAGCGGCGGCGGCGCCGGCGGCGGCGCCCGGCAACAAGGAAGCAGCCAUGCCCAAGCGCAAGCCCGGGCGGCCGCGGCUGGCCGGAGGGGAGUUGGUAGUGGUGGCGGAUAGAGGGGAGGAGGGACAGCGGGGGCGGGAAGCGGGUAUAAAAGGGCAGCGAGAGGUGGAGGCGGAAGCGGAGGCGACGCAAGAGGAGGGAGAGCAGCAGCGGCGACCGCCAGCUUUGGAGCGCCCGCCCGCAAAGCGCGGCCGCGGCCGUCCACGCAAGCUCUCGCUCGCAGCAGACGCGGGGCCCGCGGCCGCCACCAACAGCGGGGCGGCGGCGGCGGCGGCCGGCAGCGGCGAGGCGGCCACGCCCAAGCGCAAGCCGGGGCGGCCGCGGCUUGACGGCGGGGCCGGCAAAGCGGGCGCGGGGCCGCCGAGUGCAGGCCGAGCGGAGCGCGCGGCCACGAGCGAGGGGGGUGGGGACUUGGGCGACGAAUUGGCCGCGCUGGCUGCGGCCUCAUUGAUCAAGGCGAAGGGCAAGGGGUCCAAGGCGGCAGCUGCGGCAGCCGAGGGCAAGGGCAAGGAGCGGAAGGGCGGGAAGCCGCUGGGCAGCUACCCGGGGCUCACGGGUGAGCGGGCGGGGCUGGGGCGGGGCUGGGGCGGGGACACACGGCGGCGCGGCUGA